Messenger RNA from Salvelinus fontinalis (brook trout), 1089 nucleotides. RefSeq names its product mucin-5AC-like. The transcript has 3 exons. Bases 1 to 1089 code for a protein of 362 amino acids. The record is from RefSeq and is a predicted model, not a curated record. NCBI's taxonomy places the organism in Eukaryota, Metazoa, Chordata, Actinopteri, Salmoniformes, Salmonidae.
AUGUUACAAAAACAACCACAGCUGACAGCUACUUCCACAACAACCACAGCUGCUCUCACAACAAUCACAGGUUCCCUCAUAACAACCACAGCUGCUGCUACGACAACAACAGCUGCUCCCACAACAACCACAGCUGCUCCCACAACAACCACAGCUGCUCCAACAACAACCACAGCAACUUCGACAACAACCACAGCUGCUUCCACAACAACCACAGUUGCUCCCACAACAACCACAACUGCUCCCACAACAACCACAGCUGCUCCCACAACAACCACAGCUGCACCCACAACAACCACAGUUGCUCCAACAACAACCACCACAUCUGCUCCCACAACAACCACCACUGCUCCCAAAACAACCACAGCUGAUCCCACAACAACAACAGCUGUCCCCACAACAACAACAGCUGCACCUACAACAACCACAGCUGCUCCCACAACAACCACAGCUGCUCCCACAACAACCACAGUAGCUCAAACAACAACCACAGCUGCUCCAACAACAACGACAGCUGCUCCCACAACAACCACAGCUGCUCCCACAACAACCACCACUGCUCUAACAACAACCACAGCUGCUCCCACAAGAUCCACAUCUGCUCCCACAACAACCACAGUUGCUCCAAUAACAACCACAGCUGCUCCAACAACAACGACAGCUACUUCCACAACAACAACAACUGUCCGCACAACAACAACAGCUGCACCCACAAUAACCACAGUUACUCCCACAACAACCACAGCUGCUCCCACAACAACCACAGUUUCUACAACAACACCCACAGCUGCUCCCACAACAACCACAGCUGCUCCCACAACAACCACAGUUGCUCCAAUAACAACCACAGCUGCUCCAACAACGACAGCUACUUCCACAACAACAACAACUGUCCCCAAAACAACAACAGCUGCACCCACAACAACCACAGUUGCUCCCACAACAACCACAGCUGCUCCCACAACAACCACAGCUGCUCCCACAACAACCACCACUGCUCCUCCCACAACAACCACAGUUUCUCCAACAACAACCACAGCUGCUUGCUCCAACAACUAUCACAGCUGUUCCCACAACAACCACCACUGA